AUGGAAAAGGUUUGGCGUCGAGUUGGUCUCCAUUCCUCCCGCAAGAAAAGGGAUGGAAGUGGAACCAGCACAGAAGUGACGUCAUCCGCCCCGCCGGAGGCCGAGUAUCAGAAUAUCCACACGCUACGAACAGCUGAUUUGAUACGUCAGAGGCAGGGAGAGGAAAAGUCGACUUUGCGGUCGUCGUACAUUAUCAGAAACGGGGAUAACUUUAUUCUCGUUGAGAGAAGACGCCGUAGACGACGCAGAAGUGGUACUAGAGCCUCAUCUGGAGGAAGACAUCAUACACCACCCGUCGAGGAGACAAAUACUCGCACAGAACAAAAGCGGCGCCCUCCUGCAAAGUUGAAAAUUUUCGGAAUUCAAUGGCCUUUACAUUCGAGUGAUUCGAGGCACACUUCAAUCGCUCGUCGGUUUUGCCGCGGUCGGCGCUCGCGGGAGGACAACGAACUUUACCGUUCCAACAGCUUUAAGUUCGAGAGGUUUGCUCGGGAACCACCCGCAGACGAGUUCACAACUAGCUCACAGGUAGAGUUGCUGCAAUUUAUAAUUAUAACUUUAUUUUCAAAAAUUAUGUAUAUAUAG
Messenger RNA from Pieris macdunnoughi, 585 nucleotides. Lineage: Eukaryota; Metazoa; Arthropoda; Insecta; Lepidoptera; Pieridae. The record is from the annotation of a GenBank genome assembly.